AUGCUGACAAGACCCUUCUUCACCCCUAGAAUUCGCAGGAAAAAAUGCGACGAAGAAAAACCAACCUGCCGCCGAUGUAGAGACAGUCAAGUCAAGUGUGAUGGAUAUGCACCUAUACCAGCCGAGAAGAAGAAAUCGCCUUUGCAAAAAGUUGCGUCUGCAAAGGCAAAGAAGAGAACCAUCCAGGCCACUCCCGAAAUGGUCCAAACCGUCGUUAAGCAUUCACAGCCACGUUUUUUAAUUCCAGGUAAUAGACUGAACCUCGACAUCGACGGUGGUGUGUACGACCGCAUGUUUUUCCACCACUUUCGCUCCAUUACCAUGGUCGACUUUGUCCGUCUCGCCAACCCCAAAGACUUCUGGUCCCAGAGGGUACUCCCCAUGUGCCAUGCCGAGCCCGCUGUGCGAAAUGCGGUUAUUGCGCUCGGCGCAGCCCACUACGUCUACCUACAAAGGCUCUCGACACCUUGCCCAGGAGACACUGACGCAUCCAUGACCCAUUUUGAGUGUGUCGCAACGCAGUAUUACAACAAUGCCAUUGGACAACUCGUAACGCUCAACGACGGCAACAGUUCAUCACUUUGGGAUUCGCAACUCAAGAUCCUCACUUGCUGCCUACUAUUCGUCUGUCUGGAGAAUAUCUUCGGCCGCACCGACGAAGGACUCCGUCAUAUGCAAGCCGGCGCUCGCCUCCUCGAAACCUUCGACUUGUCUACCGUCCCACCCAAUUUCCGACAACUAAUACAGGAGAUUGCAACCGUCUUGCUUCACUUUUGCGUCGACGUAUCUUACCUCGACGACGACUUCGACGUCCCGAAUAUGUUGCCAUAUGUGGCGCCUAUGGUGGAACUUGAUGACAGUGUACAACCAUUUGCCAGCCUCGCAGAAGCCAAAGACGCCAUGUGGGACCUAGAUGUUAGAAUGACCUACAUCGAGUGUCCCGAUAACGAAUCAGAUGGAAUACCUGACAAAGACUACUACAUGCCCGACAAUAUGAAUGAACUCAUCGAGCCGUUCGAGCGAUGGAAGACCAAGUUCAAUCUUCUCGUAGCAUCUCAGAUCGACAAUACAGAUGUCCCGAUAGAGAUACAAAGAGAGACACUGACCCUAAUGCUUCGCCGCGCUGUAUGGGAAGUCAUCAUGCCCAUCAGAGCCGAUAACGAAGCCGAGGAACUGGCGAGGCUUCAACGCGAGCUGGUUGAUAUGGCAGAGCUCUUAUACAGCAUCGAGACUUCAUGGCUGGAUCGACCUAUAUUCACACUGGACAGUGACACCAUCCCUGCCCUGUAUUUCGUUGGCUUGUCCUGCGAAGACCCUGCCUUGGCUCAGCGCAUUCUCGCUCUCAUGCGUGGUUCCCGAAGAAGAGAAGGACCCUGGGAUAGCUGGAAAGUGGCAGACAGGCUUGAAGCCGAGUUACUGAACCCUAGCCCUUGCCCGUUUAAGAGCGGUUCGGAUUCUUCUUCAUCAUGCAGAUCAGGCAGUACCCCGAAUUCUGCGGGAUCAUCUCCAUCAAGUGGCACGCCAAAUUCCACUGCCUCGUUUUCAGUUUGUAAGACGGAAUUUCUUUAG
Messenger RNA from Bipolaris oryzae ATCC 44560, 1569 nucleotides. RefSeq lists its product as uncharacterized. The coding region runs from base 1 to 1569 and encodes 522 amino acids. Lineage: Eukaryota; Fungi; Ascomycota; Dothideomycetes; Pleosporales; Pleosporaceae. The transcript has a single exon. Gene Ontology annotation, molecular function: zinc ion binding; DNA-binding transcription factor activity, RNA polymerase II-specific. The record is from RefSeq and is a predicted model, not a curated record. Gene Ontology annotation, biological process: regulation of DNA-templated transcription.